Molecule: messenger RNA, 848 nt
Organism: Capsella rubella
Lineage: Eukaryota; Viridiplantae; Streptophyta; Magnoliopsida; Brassicales; Brassicaceae
Exons: 3
Coding region: 66-728 (220 amino acids)
Biological process (GO): tetrahydrobiopterin biosynthetic process
Cellular component (GO): plastid
Molecular function (GO): 4-alpha-hydroxytetrahydrobiopterin dehydratase activity
Source: RefSeq, a predicted model, not a curated record
GCUCUUCUCUGAAACCAAGAACUUCUUAUCUUCUUCGGAACAGAGCAAAACAAACACAUCCCCCGAUGGCCGCCACGUCAUCAUCACCGCCGUGUAACGUCUCCGUGUCAUCCCUCCUCAUCCGUAAACCUUCUUGCACAAUCCUUAAAGUGUUCGGUUUACUACCGCCUGCGAGCAGGAGUAACCGUAAACUAGACCGGUUAACGGUGACCCGGUCUAAUCUGGCGCAGGAUUUUCUCGGUGAUUUCGGAGCUCGUGACCCUUACCCUGAGGAGAUAGCGAGCCAGUUCGGAGACAAAGUGUUGGGGUGCCAAAGCACUGAGCACAAGAUUUUGAUACCAAACGCUUCUGUUUUGUCUCUCUCUCAGCUUGAAUGUUCCCCUGUUUCUCCUUCGCAGCCUCCUUUGUCCGCCGAUGAUGCCCGAACGCUCCUCCAUAAGGUACUGGGAUGGAGUAUAGUGGAGGAUGAAGCAGGCGGUAGGAAAAUAAGGUGCAUGUGGAAAGUGAGGGAUUUCGGGUGCGGUGUUGAACUCAUAAACAGGAUCCAUAAGGUUGCUGAAGCUUCUGGUCAUUACCCUUCUCUUCAUUUGGAGAGUCCUACCCAAGUUCGAGCUGAACUAUCCACCACUUCUAUUGGAGGGUUGAGCUUGAAUGAUUUCAUAAUGGCGGCCAAGAUAGAUGAUAUCAAGACUUCUGAUCUUUCCCCUAGGAAAAGAGCUUGGGCAUGAGACCUUCCUUACUUCAUUAUUUUUGUAACAUUUUUGUUUGAUAAUAUAUAUGUUAUGUAUGUGAUGUAUUCUUCUUCAUUCAUCAAUGAAAUGAAGCUGCUCUACUACUUGUUCAUUUCA